Molecule: messenger RNA, 2542 nt
Organism: Astyanax mexicanus (Mexican tetra)
Lineage: Eukaryota; Metazoa; Chordata; Actinopteri; Characiformes; Acestrorhamphidae
Product: kelch-like protein 23
Exons: 5
Coding region: 103-1794 (563 amino acids)
Molecular function (GO): protein binding
Source: RefSeq, a predicted model, not a curated record
ACAGCGUUGUAGUAGGGCAGCAGGACUGCGGUGGAGAAUGGAAAACCUCGUUUAAUAUUAAGAUAUGAUCUAAAAACGGUGGGGUAACAGCACGGGUCAGAAAUGUCUAGUCGAGGUCAUGAGGGCUACAGGUAUGAUUUCUGUGACCCAGUUCACCCGGCAGAGAUGCUGGAUGCUCUUCGGGAUUUUCGGGCUGAAGGUCUGUUUACAGAUGUCACCCUGCUGAGUGAUUCUGGACGUGUGCUCCUCUGCCACCGCAUGGUCCUGGCAGCUCGGAGUCCGUUCUUCAGGGCCAUGUUCACAGCUGACAUGCGGGAGAAGAGGGAUAAGAGUGUGCACCUGCCGGGUCUGGACAGCGAGGUUCUGGGUGCAGUGAUUGACUUUAUUUACACGUCCAGAAUCACCAUAACCCAGAGCAACGUGGAGAGACUGAUGGAGGCAGCCAGUCUGAUGCAGCUGGGCUCAGUGCAGGAGGCAUGCGAGGCCUUUCUGAUCCGCCUGCUGGACGUGGAUAACUGCCUGGGCAUGCAGGCUUUCGCUGAGCUGCAUAUGUGCAGAAAUCUUGAGGUGGAGGCCAGGAGAACCAUGCUGUCCAGAUUUAAAGAGCUUGUAGAGCAGGAGGAGUUUGUGGAGCUCAGUUCUGAAAGGCUUAUAACUUUGCUAUCACUGCCGAACAUCAGCAUGCUGAAAGAACGGACUACGCUAGAUGCUGUGAUGCGAUGGGUUUGCCAUGACAGGCAGGCUCGAUUAAAACACACUCAGGAAUUAAUGCAUUGCCUGCAUUUGAAUUUGGAUGAGGACAGCUCUAGCUCCAAUUUUAAUAUGUGGGACAGUUUCUUAUUUACAGAUUCAGCAAGUAUUCGCAUCAUGAUUGCACACAUGCUGAAGCCUAGCUUAAAUGCUGCCCGAAUAUCUAGCAAAAAGCCAGCCUCCAGGAUGUAUGUGAUCGGUGGUUACCACUGGCGCCCCCUAGCUGAGGUCCAUGCCUGGGAUCCGCUGACCACAGAUUCCUGGGUGCAGGGACUGGACAUGCCUGACCACACCAGAGAAAGCUACAGCGUAACUCAGCUGGGGGCAGACGUUUACGUGACCGGUGGAUACAACACAGACACCAUCGAGGCUCUUGACACUGUGUGGGUCUAUAACGGCGACAGAGACAAAUGGACACUUGGUGUUCCAAUGCUGUGGGCCCGAUAUUAUCACUGCUCUAUAGAUCUGCAUGGGUGUGUGUACGCGAUCGGAGGGUAUAGAGGUGGCGCUCCAACUGCAGAAACUGAGUUCUUCGACCCACUAAAGAAGAAGUGGGCUCCUGUUGCUGGAAUGGUGCAAGGUGUGGGUAAUGCCACUGCAUGUGCUUUAUACGACACCAUUUACGUCAUUGGUGGCCACUAUGGGUUUAAAGGAACCUGCACUUAUGAAAAGAUUCAGAUGUACAGAUCAGACCUGAAUGAGUGGAGCAUUGCAACAACCUGUCCUCAUCCAGAAUAUGGCCUUUCCUCUGUGAUCCUGAAUAACUGCUUGUAUCUGGUUGGAGGACAGACUGCCACUGUGGACUGCUACGACCCGGAGAGGAACGAGUGGAGAGAAGCUUCAGAAAUGAAGGAGAGAAGGAUGGAGUGUGGUGCUGUGGUUAUGAACGGUUGUGUUUAUGUAUCUGGAGGUUACUCCCUCUCCAAAGGCACAUACUUAGAAACGAUAGAGAAGUACGAUCCUGACACGGACAGCUGGGAGAUCACUGGAAAUCUUCCAAUCCCAGCUCGUUCUCACGGCUGUGUGUGUUUGUACAGUGUGUAAAAUGAUAGAUGUGUUUAAGUCAGUUUUACAGCAAUAUGAGGCAGCUACACUUUUAAGACUUUUUGUGCCAAUAAACACGGUGCUACUUAUCGCAGGUAUGAUAUUGAAUAGUAUUGCAUCAAAAUAUAGUGAUAUUAAAGAAUGUUUAUUUUUACUGAACUACCUGAAUCAAUAAUAUUUUAGUAUUAAAUGUAAUUAGAUUUAGAAAAAUCUAUUUAUUAAUUACAUAUUUAAGUUGUCAAAUUAUAAAGACAUUAUAAAGACCAUUAUUCUAAUAAAGAACAAAUAAAAACAUUUAUUAUAAACUUUAAUGAGGCUGAAAACAAUAUUUUUUUCUGUUUUAGCACAGUGAAAUGCAUAAAAAGCACAAAAUUAGAAUGCACAAAAAGCAGCACAGUUAGAAAGGCAUGAUUUGUAAUCAGAACACAAUUGCACAUUUUUAAACUGCAGGACAACAUAAUGUGAUAAAUAAAAUGGAAUGUAAAAUAUAAAAUUUGUUUGUAGUUUAUGAAAUUUAAAAAAUAUUAAGUAUUUAAGUACUAAUAAGUACUUGUUUGGUUUUGUUUUUAUGUUUGCAGUGAAAGGAUGUUUGUGUGAUUUUUUAAUUAUUUCGUGCAUAAUAUUAUGCAUGGUUUACUUGAAUUGUAUUUAUUCAUGUACAAUUGUCUUGAAAAUAUAAAAAAAACACAAUUUAUGAUAAUUGAUAUAAAAAGAAUUUAAGCAAAUGAAGAGAUUAUUUAUGAUUAUU